This is a messenger RNA of Drosophila takahashii, 567 nucleotides long. RefSeq lists its product as uncharacterized. The record is from RefSeq and is a predicted model, not a curated record. NCBI's taxonomy places the organism in Eukaryota, Metazoa, Arthropoda, Insecta, Diptera, Drosophilidae.
UUUUGGCUUUGGAUCUGCUUCUUUCUUCUCAUCAUCUUUAAACGUAUGAGAAGUGAAGAUCGAAACUUUCGGGUUAUUAUUGAGCAAGUUAACAUUACCAAUCUUGACAGUGAAGUGUAUGAGAAAUUUGAAUGCGAGGUCUACCAGGUAGACAAUCGCACCUACAUGACGUCGAGGCAUAUUUUCAAACGUCCUGUUGACCAAGUAAGUGUGCAUGCUGCACUGGAUUUUUGGAAGCUAAACGGCAAACAGAAAAUGAAACUCUAUGAUGUUGAGUUCGAUGGAUGUUACAUUCUGGAAAAUGCCAACAAAAACCGUUUAUUUAACAUGUAUGUCAAGAAUUUGAAAAAACACUCAAAUGUUAAAUUUCAAUGCCCCUUUCAAGCGCACGUUAACUAUGAAGUGAAAAACAUGUCGAUGAGUGAAGAGGACUUCCCCUCCUUUGUACCGCUAGGAAAAUUUCGUUCCAUAAUUGAGUACAUCAUGAAUCAGAAAUUGAGGGCUCGAGUCACUGCAAGCGGAAAAAUUAUACCGUUUGCAACAGAUCCGUUUAAAGUACUAACAUAA